Molecule: messenger RNA, 1062 nt
Organism: Oldenlandia corymbosa var. corymbosa
Lineage: Eukaryota; Viridiplantae; Streptophyta; Magnoliopsida; Gentianales; Rubiaceae
Source: the annotation of a GenBank genome assembly
AUGUACAAUAGUUUCUACACUCCUCCACCUGAUAACUCAACUAAAAUCUUCUUUGAUGGUGCCAUCUCCUCCACUCAAAAAUGUGGAGCCGCUGGUGUUCUUAUCCAAUCCGAACAUGGUACUUUUCUACGUGGUAUUUCAAAGAAACUGCCGGGAAUUGUUGAGCCUGAACUUUCUGAGACCCUUGCUUUACGUGAAGCCAUGUUAUUAUGCCAGAAUCUCCAACUGUCUAAUUUUGCAAUACUUGGAGAUUCUUGUCUUACCAUCCUUACUGCUCGUGGUGACAUUGAUCCUCCCUCAUGCUCACCAAUCCUAGAAGAUAUCUCUCGACUGGCAAUAAAUUAUCCCAUCCAUUGGCUUCUACUGGAUAGACCUGGACCGGAGGCACAUGAAACGGCCAUUUGCCGUAACAGCCACAACCAGGAGGAGGUGGCGGUGGUGGAUUACUUGGAGGAGGUGGUGGUGGUGGAUGACUUGGUGGAGGUGGUGAUGGCGAUGGUGGCGGUGGAGGAUGACUUGGUGGUGGUGGUGGAUUACUUGGAGGAGGUGGUGGUGAUGGUGGCGGUGGUGGAUGACUUGGCGGAGGUGGUGACGGUGGUGGAUGACUUGGCGGAGGUGGUGACGGCGUUGGUGGCGGUGGAGGGUGACUUGGCGGUGGUGGUGGUGGUGGAUUACUUGGAGGUGGUGGUGGUGAUGGUGGCGGUGGUGGAUGAGUUGGUGGAGGUGGUGAUGGCGUUGGUGGCGGUGGUGGUGGUGGUGGAUUACUUGGAGGAGGUGGUGGUGGUGGUGAUGGUGGCGGUGGUGAAUGACUUGGAGGAGGAGGUGGUGGUGGUGGUGGUGGUGGAUGACUUAGAGGAGGAGGUGGUGGAGGUGAUGGUGGCGGUGGUGGAUGACUUGGUGGAAGUGGUGAUGGCGAUGGUGGCGGUGGAGGAUGACUUAGCGGUGGGCGUGGUGGAUUACUUGGAGGAAGAGGUGGUGGCGGUGAUGGUGACGGUGGUGGAUGACACGGAGGAGGUGGCGGAGGAUUGCAUGGACGAGGUGGCGGAUCAUGCCAUCGAAUGA